Molecule: messenger RNA, 3750 nt
Organism: Schistosoma margrebowiei
Lineage: Eukaryota; Metazoa; Platyhelminthes; Trematoda; Strigeidida; Schistosomatidae
Source: the annotation of a GenBank genome assembly
UUAGAACUACAUGAAUACGGUGACAUAAAUUAUAACAUCUCCUAUGAUUCCAUUAAAAUUCAUUCCAUCUUCAUUAAACCACAUGUACACGGUAUUUUAUUAUAUUCUGCAUCAAGUAUAACUCAAUCAAAUGUUAUCCUAUCAGGUCAAACAAUUAUUAAACCAUAUUUUUAUUAUAAAAUGUCAAUUCAUGUUAUAACAACGGGUGGACAUGGACCAAAAGUAUUUUUCCCACAAUCCAAUUAUAAAGGGACGCAAAGUAAUACAAAUGUAAAAUUACAUCAUUCAAUAGAAAAUGAUUGUUUAUCUGGUGAACUGUUAUGUACAUCACAAUCACCACCGCAACCUCCAUUUUCAUUAGCAUCUCAAUGGUUAUCAAGAAAUCUAAUUAAACUUGAAUGGUCACAACCUGAACAAUUGAAUGGAAAACUUGUAAAUUAUCGUGUCUCAUGGAGUGAAAUUACUUUUCCAUUCAAAGAUAAUCAAUUUACUGACAAAAAUUCAACGAAUAGCGAAGAACUUGAGCAACAAUUUACAGUGAUACUAAAAUCAUUUGAGACAACAUAUACCAUAGAUCAGUUACAUGAAAAUACUUCAUACAUAUUUAAAGUAUAUGCUCGAACAGAAUCAAAGCAAAAUGAUGGUUGGAGUACACCAACUUGUAUUUAUGCGUCAACAAGUUAUUGUUGGUUUAAUUCACCUCAAAUAACCAGAAUUAUAUCCCAACAUAAAUGUGAUUUUAAAACUUUACUCAAAACAAUUGAUCCAAGCUUGGAAAAGUUUUGUUCAUUCAAUUCACCAAUAUUACGUCGUCCAGUAGUGUUUAUCAAUAGCAUAAAUAAAAAUGCGACGAAUCAAAAGUUUGGAAAUUUGACUAGGAAUUCAUUACAGUUUCAUUACAAUGAAACAAAUAUUAAUUAUGCAUCAACUGUCAUUACAAUUCUGUGGAGUGAAGUCAUGUCUGGGAUCAAUUCGAUUACUCAUAUAUUAAUUGAAUUACGUUAUUCAUGGAACUUAAACAAAUGGUAUUCUUUUACUAUGAUAAACAGUUCAAUGAGAUUGUACACUUUUGAUUUUGAAGAUUUAACAAAACUUUCAGUCAAUUUAAAUAAAGAUUUAAAGCAUUCAUUUACUGCAGUGAAAAGAAAAGUGAAAUCACAAACACCAAUGAAUGAAAUCAAUCAUGAAGCGACAAUACGAAUGAUUACAGCUGCAUUUACUGAUGCUAAUGUACCGAUAGAUUCUACAACACAUGUAGCAAUUCAAUUUCGUGUAUCUCCAGUUAAUCAAUUUCAAAUAGGUCUACCUAGUCAAGAGUCAGACUGGAGUGUUAUAAAGUUAAAAACAAUUGUAACACCAUUUUAUCAUCAUUGGUGGUUUAUAAUCCUGUUAGGAUUAUGCGCUGUUACAAUCAUCUUCAUUUUAUUGAUUACUCUGAAGUGGAAUAUACACAGAAGGCAACAAUUAAAUAAAUCAACAUUUGUUACUGAAAAAUAUGAUUCCAAAGUAUCAUCAUCUAAUGCUUUUAUAAAUGAUUGUUGUUUAACAUUUAAAAUAUAUCAUUCAAACUAUUUGACAAAAACAAUGAACAAUAAUAUCCAACCAAAUGGUGAAAUAUGUGAAUAUCCAAAUAUGAUUAAUUCAACCUUUCAUAACAUAAGAUCACCUGAAACAGUUGAAUUAACAACAGGAAUACAUUAUACUGAGAAUAAUAAUACAUUAAAUAAUAAUCAAAAUCCUUUUAAUCUUGUCCUAAAUAAUCAUAAUUGGGAUGUUCUAUACAAUACUAGUCCAGAAAUUCUUAUUGCUCAAACAGACAGUUCACUUGGUAGUAAAGCUCCAAGUAAUAGAACAGUUAGUACAAGUGAAGUAGAAAGAUUUGAUGAUUUUACUCAAAAUUUUAAUAAUUGUGUAACAAGUCAAGGAUUAAUAAACAACUCAAAUCAGUCAUUAUAUCCUGAAAUCAACAUUACAAUUAACUCACCCUACAAUUUUUCGUUACCGUACUCAAUUCAAAAUAAUCAAUUGAUUACUGACUUAAGUCACUCAAUAAACAAUGAAAUAUUAUUAAACCAGAAUUUACCGAGUCCAUGCAAUUCAAACAAACUAUGCAUUGAUCAAUUAUCAGCACCUUAUCUUUACUCAUCUUUACAAAAUGAGUGUACAAUACUAAAUCAGAACAAUUUAUGCCAAUUAGAUAUCAAUAGAACAUUAAAAUUCGAUGAGUCAACAAUACCAUUUAACCAAACUAAUAAUUCCUUACCAUCUGUUCAAUAUCAACGGAAUACAAAUUACCAAAAUAAACAAACGCAUCUUGAUCAAAAAUCUCAUGAUGUGGAAUUUUCAAUGACUCAAAGUCAUUCUGCCUAUCAAAAAUUUAUAAAUUCCAUCAACAAUACACCAUCAAGUAAUGGUAACGCUUCUUUCAACUUGACGGCAACCAUCCCAAAUAAUCACAAUAGUAAUCAUCAUUAUUAUCAAAUGAAUACAAAUGGAGAUAAUUAUAUAAUGUCGAAAUCACAUAUAGAAACGUAUGAACCAGAAAAUUCAAAUUAUAUGAAGUAUAAUAGUUUACAGAAAAGAUCUUUAGAUAGAAAUUCAAUGACUACUGAUUAUAAUAGGUUUAAUACAGUUAAAACAAAUAUGGAAUUGAAUUCAUUUCCAAUGGAGUAUUCACCUUUUAAUAAUAAAGAUAAUCAGUCAUCAGUGCUUCACGAUGGACAGCGUCUUAUACAAGAUUUUGAUUUCAAUUUAUUACCUGAUCACUUGACUCUGAAUGGUCAGCUAAAUCAAACAUCGAUAAAUAAUACCAUGGCCAAUCAAAUAUCAAAUAUUCAUUCAACAGGAUCUCAUAAUGAUAACAUUAGCAAUGAUAAUUUUCAGUUUAGAAAUACAAAACAUUCAUUAAAACGAGGAAAUAUUCGUCAAUCCCCAUCACCUUACAAAAAUACCGAUUUAUUGUUUAAUAACUUCAAUUCUACAAUGACCAUUGCUAAGAACAACGACCAAGACACAUUGUCGAAUUGGGAUGAAAAUCUUGAAUUUCAUAUUACAACAGACUUGGAAUUGUUAACGUCUACAGAAGUCUAAUCAUAGUUUUACAGUGUUCUGAAGUGUUUUAGUUCCCAUGAAUCAGGUUUUAGCUGAUCUUUCAUCAAUUCACUAUGUUGCCUAUUUUCUUUGCGAAUGAAUUCUAUCAGUAGAGAGACAGUUGAAGCAAUACUAAGAUAUGUUGUUCUAUACACUUAUAUAUUCUCUAAUAGCAGAUAUUAUGCAUUUUGUUUAUAUUGUAACUACAUUGUAUUAAAAGUACAAAUUGUUUCUGAUAGUUCCUAUUUUGUUCAUUGAAUGUGUACAGUUAUACAGACAUAAUUAUAUCUGAAUCUAAAAUAUUUUCCUUAAGUUAUUAAGUGUUCUUUAAGCCUGUCCUCUUUCUUUUUUCUCUUAGAAACUAGGAUACAUUAGAACAUUAUGAAAAAAACAAAGAAAUUUUUAAAAUCUAUUUUUCUCCUCCCAUUAAUAAAUUAUUUGAUAUUUGUAAAUAUAAUAACUGCAUUUCCCACUUUGUUCCCCUUUUUUUAUUGAUGCAAACAUGUUUACUAACCUCUCAGAAAAAGAAUUGUUAUUUUGUCUCGGAUCUCAGUAAUUCGCUUUAUCAUUUUUCGCGUCUUAAUGGUAAAUACUGUGUUUGCUUGAUACGUUUUCUCACAUGAAAUAUAUAUAUAUACUUUGAUUACAAGAUAACUUUAA